Messenger RNA from Colletotrichum godetiae, 1314 nucleotides. Its product is annotated as major facilitator superfamily transporter. Gene Ontology annotation, biological process: transmembrane transport; intracellular polyamine homeostasis. Lineage: Eukaryota; Fungi; Ascomycota; Sordariomycetes; Glomerellales; Glomerellaceae. The record is from RefSeq and is a predicted model, not a curated record. Gene Ontology annotation, cellular component: plasma membrane. The coding region runs from base 1 to 1314 and encodes 437 amino acids. Gene Ontology annotation, molecular function: polyamine transmembrane transporter activity. The transcript is spliced from 2 exons.
AUGUCCAAAGAAUUCGGCGUCACCCCCACAAUCACAAACCUCUCGGUAGCAUUCUACAUGCUCGCAAUGGCAAUCUUCCCCCUCUGGUGGUCCUCCUUCUCCGAGACCCUCGGCCGCCGCACAAUCUACCUCCUCUCCUUCGCUCUCUUCGUCCUCUUCUCCAUCCUCUCCGCUGUCAGCGUAAACAUCGAAAUGCUCAUCGUCAUGCGCCUCCUCGCCGGCGGAGCCAGCGCCAGCGUCCAGGCCGUCGGCGCGGGCACCAUCGCCGACAUCUGGGAGCCACGCGAGCGGGGCAGAGCCAUGAGCAUCUUCUACCUCGGCCCCCUUACGGGCCCCCUGUUGGCGCCCAUCAUCGGUGGCGCGCUGGCGCAGCGGUUCGGGUGGCAGUCUACCAUGUGGACGCUCGCCAUCUACGGCGGUCUCGUCCUCGUCAUGAUCCUGUUCUGUCUGCCCGAGACCCUCGCGCGUCCCAAGCCCGCUGCUCUCGUGGUCUCGCAGCCUCGAGAAGCAUCAGACGGGGGCGGCGAGAAGAUUGCCCUGUCCCGUACAAAAACAACCGAAUCCGUAAAAGUCCACUCCAAAAAAGCAGCCGCCUUUUUCAAAAAGUCCUUCAUCGACCCCUUAUCCGUCCUCCUCUACCUCCGCUUCCCCCCCGUCGCCAUAACAGUCUGGUUCGCCGCCGUCACCUUUGGCGCUCUCUUCGUCGUGAACAUUUCCGUUCAGGCGACGCUCUCACAGGCCCCCUACGGCUUCAGCGAGCUCAUCAUCGGCCUCUUUUACUUCCCCGCCGGCCUGGGCUACUUCCUCGCCUCCCUCCUCGGAGGGCGCUGGCUCGAUGUCAUCAUGGCGAGGGAGGCGCGCAAGGCGGGUCGGUACGACGCCGACGGGAAGCUGAUCCUGUUGCCCGAGGACAGGAUGCGCGAGAAUAUCUGGAUCGCGGCGACGGUGUACCCCGCGUCGCUUAUUUACUACGGAUGGGUUGUGGAAAAGGGCCUGUUCUGGUUUGUGCCGUGCAUCGGUCUCUUCACCUUUGGCGCCAGCUCGAUGCUCGUGUUUGGCGCCGCCACGACCAUGCUAACUGAAUUCAUGCCCAAACGGAGCUCCGGCGGCGUGGCGGUCAACAACUUUGUCAGAAACAUUUUCAGUUGUAUUGGUGCGAUUGCGGCGCAGCCCGUUAUCAACGCCAUCGGCAACGGGUGGCUGUUCACGAUACUGGGCAUCUUUGCGUGGGUGUCGGGCUAUAUCUGCGUCUGGACACUGAGGAAGAAGGCCCCCGAGUGGAGGAAGAGCAUGGACGCGGCGUUGAAUCAAUGA